GUUCACUUUCCCACCACACAUCCGUGAUAGGUAAUUGUUUUGAUGGUGGACGUCAGAUUUCAUGGGAAAACGUUGUUUAUUUUCUAAGCUUUCUCGGUCAUGUAUCUGAAGGCAACGUCAACAAUAUAUGUUAUUUGUCAGUAGGGGAUGUUUUGUAGAGUUAUAGCCAGCUAACUCUAGCUAAUGCAUCUCACGGCAGGUAACGUUAGCUAGCUAAUGUUAACUGUCAGUCUAGCUAGCUGGUUGAGUAGUUAGCCUAGCAUCGUUAGCUUGUUUCCAGCGACGCAGUCUAACAAAGCAGUCUUUAUCCAAAACGGCUUGCGAAUAUGUACGUUACUUUGUAGCUACCUACCUAGCACAGCUGUGGUCCUUCUCUACAGCGUAUUUGUAUACAGAUAACUAGCUAACGUUAGCUGCCAUGGUUUAUUGCCUAGCAUUGCUAGCUAGCCAGCAAAAUGGGUUAGGUUGUGGUGUUGACCAAACGAAGCUCUUAGUUAUUGAACGUGAUUUCUAAACUGCCAAUCAUAACCAGACACCCCAGUUGAACCAGAAGUCUCUAGCUACCAUAUGGUUUAUCCAGCUAACGUGAUCUAGUUAGCAUUACUGCAAUCCAAUCAGGGAUCUCCCAAUAACGUCAUGCCAUGGUGCUAAGAAGGUUACUGAGAAAACGUUGGGUGCUAGGUGUGGUGUUUGGACUGUCUUUGAUCUACUUCCUAACCAGCACCCUGAAAAAGGAGGAGAGAACCAUACGGGAUCGCAACCUGUUGGAGGCCAGGGACCCGGAUCACCGGAUCCCAUGGAAAGUCAGGUUCAGCCUGGGCAACAGUAGCAGGCAGAUCACUCAGUGCCGGAACUCCAUUCAGGGCAAAACGCUGCUCACAGAUGAACUGGGUUAUGUGUGUGACAGAAAUGAUCUGCUGGUAAAUGGCUGCUGUAAUGUCAAUGCCCCCAGUUCAAGACAGUACAUUUGUAAAAGCUGUCUGGCCAAUGGCUGCUGCAACAUCUACGAGCACUGUGUGUCCUGCUGCCUCCAGCCUGAUAAGCAACCUCUUCUAGAGAGUUUCCUGAACAGAGCUGCAGAUGGCUUCCAGAACCUAUUCACAGCCGUGGAGGACCACUUUGAGCUGUGUUUAGCCAAGUGUCGGACUUCAUCGCAGAGUGUCCAACAUGAAAAUACCUACAGAAAUCCACAAGCAAAAUACUGUUAUGGAGAAAGUCCACCUGAACUCCUGCCUAUAUGAUUGUUUUGUACCUACGAGACUGUAUAGAAACUAAUAACGGUCCUCUGGGACCUACGAGACUGUAUAGAAACUGAUAACGGUCCUCUGGGACCUACGAGACUGUAUAGAAACUAAUAACGGUCCUCUGGGACCUACGAGACUGUAUAGAAACUAAUAACGGUCCUCUGGGACCUACGAGACUGUAUAGAAACUAAUAACGGUCCUCUGGGACCUAUGAGACUGUAUAGAAACUGAUAACGGUCCUCUGGGACCUACGAGACUGUAUAGAAACUAAUAACGGUCCUUUGGGACCUACGAGACUGUAUAGAAAUGAAUAACAGUCCUCUGGGACCUAUGAGACUGUAUAAAAACUAAUAACGGUCCUCUGGGACCUAUGAGACUGUAUAGAAACUGAUAACGGUCCUCUGGGACCUACGAGACUGUAUAGAAAUGAAUAAAGGUCCUCUGGGACCUACGAGACUGUAUAGAAACUAAUAACGGUUGUCUGGGACUUACGAGAAUGUAAAGAAAUGGUCCAACUAAGAGCCAAGAGACACACCUUGAUGCUCCGUGGGAAGACCGAAUUCCCCUUCCUCUUGUGUCUACAUAAUGGCCUUGAAACGUCUGACACCAUACGGUGCUUAACAGAUGGGAGCCACCAAACCCUGUAUAGAGGGGAUUUGACUGACAAUAACAGACGCCAUGUUGAAACUUUUGAUAAAGUAAUGUGAGUAACAGUCUCUACAUAUGGCUCUGAAGAACACUAUCGUAACCUCACAACAAUGGACAAAUACUGUAUGUGAUAUAGCUAUAUUAUUUACACUUCAUAAGUGCAUAGCUUCAUAACUUCAUCAGUGAUGAUCAUCAGGUCUCAUUCGCUCAUUAGACCAGUUAGGAUUCACCUCAUGCUGCCGUUGUUCCACAUUAUGGUCAUGUUCAUUAGGGCACGCAACAGAAAAUGUUUGAGUCUCCCAUGUUUUAGUCUGUUUUCUUUUGUUUGGUGCAAAAUGAACACGACCCAUGUUAUAAAGGUCUGUAUUUAAAGCCUAACGAUAUACUGAAGGUUGAUAUCAGUUGUUUAGUCCUUACUAUUGAAUAUGAUAACAGAUGUGUCUUUACUUUUGUGUGUUGUCGUGCAUGGAUAUUGACUGACUGGUUAUUUAAUAAAGUGACUGUGAAAGUAA
Molecule: messenger RNA, 2404 nt
Organism: Salvelinus fontinalis (brook trout)
Lineage: Eukaryota; Metazoa; Chordata; Actinopteri; Salmoniformes; Salmonidae
Product: SREBP regulating gene protein
Exons: 5
Coding region: 642-1241 (199 amino acids)
Biological process (GO): positive regulation of SREBP signaling pathway
Source: RefSeq, a predicted model, not a curated record